ACCCCAGUCUUGCCGCGGCGGUCGCCGAGUGCGGAUCGGUUCCCGUUCUUUUUUCUCGUUUCGCGUUCUGUGAUAUUUGCCCUUGCCUGAUUAAGUUGGUGAUUUGGUGAUCGACGAACCCGUGAGCAGUGCAAUGGUCCAUGGAUAAACUGGCUGCCAGGGAUACGCAGGGCGGCCGCCAGCCGGGUCGAACAAUGUCCACGUUAGGGCCAGGAUAGACUCACGUUGGCAGGCCAAAGGUAGAAAAGUGACGAUGGACCCGCACGAAGGGCAGUCCGCGAUAAAGACGAGGUGCGUGGGUCGCGUGAACAGUGGAAGGAUGCAGUGAUCGAGGUGUGAUCUAGCAGUGGACCGACGGGGAGGAAUAUGCAUCACUCUGGAGGUACUGGCUAUGGGACAGGGCCCCAGGAGCGUGUGCACCAAGCACCGCGAACCGCCAGCCAGCCUGAGAAGUGUCCCUACGAGGCUUACCAGGCGCAGAUUCCUGACUGCUGUGCAGCAGCUGCUGCGGUGCAGGAUCCGUAUCCGCGUCCACCCAGCGGAUACGACGCCAGAUGCUACGACGAGUGUCUACGGAGGACUCCUUACCAGGAGGACACCUAUUCCCAAGAUGCACCUCCCGCCUUCCAUCGUCCCCAGUCCAGGCUGGGAUACGAGGAGCGUCCCCAAUCUCGCGUGGGGUAUACCUCGGAUUCCAGGUGCGCCAGUGGACUCGGGUACGACGACACUGGCGGAGGUUACUUGGACCAGAAUGAUCCGAGGAUGUAUUGCACCAGCGGUUAUUGCAUGGGGGAUACCAUGAUGGCCACCAGCAGAGGUGUCUGCGGUGAGGAGGUCGAGCUAGACAUGCGGAGGCACAUUCAGGCAUGUGCCUGCACCUGCAACCACAUGGGCUACGGAAAUUACAUGGACUAUCAGGCAAAAAAUGGCGGAGUGGCGAUGGUUCCAUUUUAUACGUACUUCAUAACGUGCAACAGCACAGCCACCAUAAGAGACGUUAUUGCACACAUCAAUCACAUCAGGAAGGUGGCAGGGAUCGAUCACGUUGGAAUAGGAGCUGGCUUCGACGGGAUAAAUUUUACUCCUACUGGUUUGGAGGAUGUCUCGAGGUAUCCACAACUGCUGGCUACCCUACUGGAAGAUCCUACAUGGACUGAAGACGACAUUAAGAAGCUAGCUGGCCUCAAUUUACUGAGGGUGUUUGCUAAAGUCGAGCAGGUGCGAGACGAGUGGCACAGAGCAGCGGUUCUACCAGUGGAGAAGAUCAGCCCCCCAGACAACUCUGCAUGCGUCUACGGGACGUCCUGAUCCUCUUCGAUCACAUUCGCAGGAUUCUUGAAUUUCGCUCCGUCGCCAAGGAUUCGACACGUCUCGUAGAAUCACGGAAUCCUGUAAAAGUGGGAGAAAGUGAACCGAAAGGAAGCUCAUUAGCGCCUUUACCAAAGAAGAACAAUUGAAUCCAUCUGUGAAAACCGAUAGGGGCGAGGCAAGGCCAAGUUUUUCAGGACGAGUUCAAUUCCUUGACCUUUUUUCACUCUUUGAAUGAAUUUCGUAUUUUCUAUAAUAUUAUUGCUAUCGUUAAGUAUUUAUAAACACUCAAAAAGAUGGAGAAAGUUUAACGAUAUCGCGCAAGUUAGCGUAAAACUGUCAACUUUUCCUUCUGUGAAAAGAUUCAACGUUCCUCUCAUUUUCAAAUUGUUGAAACUUUGAUUUACUAUUUUGAAUCAACUGGAAAUGUACAGACAUUUUGAUAAUUGAAACGACGUCGUUUCGUGAAAGUGUCCACGCCGAGAUCUGAACUAGUCCUGAAGACGUAAUAAUAAACAAAGCGUUCCUAAAUGAAUGAACUGGUAUUGAUGCGGACAAUCGAGGCUGCCAAGAUACUUUCUGGGAAGAAUCCAUUUCGAACGAGACUAUUCGCGAAAUAAUGCUCUCGAAACAAUCUCGACAGGAGCCAAUAAACAUUUUGCCAACAAAUGCAAGCCAACGUGCACGCCGAAACGUGCGAGUUUGAGAUUUUAAUGUAUGCAAGACCUUUAUCUGUAUGCAAGAAUCUCUUUAUUUACAGAAUUCGCUGCAUGAGUUGUCGCUAAAAUUAGUAUUAAACGUAACAGGAAAUUAAGAUAAUUAAAACUACGCUAAAAUAGAAAUUUUGCUAAAUAGGUUCUUCUCAGGAAGGGGAUAUCUUUUUUAUUUUUAAUAGUACUUAAUAAUCGAUAAAACUCGAAGUAUUAAAAACUGUAUCGAAGAUGCCAUGAAUCGUUUAAAUGCUUGCACCAAAGUAUAGUGACUAAUAAGUGCGCUUAAGACCAAGAAAUCAAUCGCAGAAAAAAAAGAAAACAGAAAAACAGGUGGGGAGGGAGGAAGAAAAUUUUUAGUUAGAAAUUCAAUGGCAGGUGAAUAAUUGGAUGCAUUGAAUUGUUUAAUGCUUUCUAGAGCUUCUAAUGUAUACAUUGCAACACCAUUUUUAAAGAACGUUGCUUUAAACUAGAACUGAACCUUCGACUGAAAUAUCCUCGGAAACUAUACUUGACGUGUUUAUUAUUAUAACGGGACUUGUACGAGGUAUUUGUUUAAUUGUCGCUUGUUUAUUCAUACAAUUUCCCCUGUUGUAGCUCAAAUAUUUUAAGUCUUGAAUGUGGACGUACUCGAAUCAAGGAUUAAGUGUCUGGAUGAGGUGGCAGACCUGUUUUUAUUAUAGUUACCAAUGUCAAACACUGCCAUGCCACUUUGUACCGAACUGUUACGGGAAAUCGUAAUCGUUGGUCGUCCCUUUUCCAUAUGGUAGCAAUUAACUGUAGAAGAUAUAUUCGAUGAUUUUCAGAAUGAAACCGUAAGUAGGGGUAUAUAAUUAAGAGAAGAAAUAUUAUUGAUACAAAUUUCAGGGUCGAAACAGUAGCGAGAUAAUGCGAAGGCUUUUUCUGUUUAGGUGUAUGGUUUUAAAAUAAAAAUGGCGAUGCAAGGAUCAGAGGGCCAUUUUUAGGAAACACUUUUCUCAGUGCUCUCAGCUUUGAAAAUGAACAUACAAACAUUUCCUCGGGAGUGUAAUUUAAGUUUCUCAGACCAUCAAUCCAGCCUUAACCUUGACUAUCGACUCUCUUACCAUUUACUUGACGAAAAAGCGUUCUCGCAAGAUCUUUCUUUUCUCUUUUUAAAUAACAUUUGUCCAUUUCCACUUUCUAAUAUCACGAUAAGUACAUAAGUAGACGGCGCAGCGACGAAUUGGAAAAGAAAUUUAAUAAAAUCCAUAGAAGAGCUAGUCAGUAGAGAUAUUACAGUAUUUCCAUUUUUCUUACUUUUUUCCAACGUGGGGAACACGUGCGAGGAAUUUUUAGGUACCUGUAAUUAAUAUUGUUAACGACUAUACAUAUAUAUAUAUAUAUAUUAUAUACAUAUAUUAUAUAUAAAAAAAAACCAAGGCGCCUUCGACGACUCGCAGCAUCAUAUGACCUCGAGCUGUAACAAAUUGUAACGUGGACAAUUAUUAACAAUGACCUUCUUCGACGAAUUAACAUGUUGACUGCCAGAGGAGUAUUCUGGGAAAUUUUUAUUGGAAACAAUAUUAAUAAUUAUCAAACAUUUAUCGAUACAAUUUAUUUUCCUUUGAUGCUUGACUUUCAGAAUAAAUUCUUUUUAGUUCUAUAUCUUAUACAGAAUUUUAUAUUUUAUAGCCCAUACACGGCUGAAUUGGCGCUAAACGUGUUAAACAAAAUAACGAAGAGAGAGAAACGAUUGUUAACAGUUCUCCGCGAAACUGAAAGGUCUCGAACACCAUCGUUAGUUGGAAGCUUUUUUCCUCGAAGUGAAAACACUCAAGCUUGCGUUCUCCUCGGCGUUAGCAAGGAAUAUCAUGCAGAAUCGACGAGCAUAAUGAAUUGUCUAUCGAUAAACAUAGCGAGACCGCAGAAUCCUGUUGAAAAUGAACUCUUAGCAGCAAUAACACUGAUAACCGCCACAGUAGCGAACGAUUAACUAGCGUAAAAGACCAAUAGGAUGAUAUUCACGAUUUUUAAUUCAUAAAGAGUAAGUCUAGCAUGUUAAAAUACCGAUUGAAUCAAUCGUUUCAAAGACAUCUUUCGUCGAAGAUAACUUUACCGGUAUUAUUUAGCUAUUGCAAUUAAUAAUUAUUAACUGGCAACUAACAAACGAGUCUAUUUGCCUUAGAAAAUUCCAACAUAUUGUUCAAAAUCCUAUCAUUACAGAACAAGUCCUCCGACUGCAAAUUAUUUCCCACGUAAUGAUGCGCUGACAACCCAAACUCAGUCAACGCGUGCAAAAUAAGUUAACAAAUACAGCGUACAAUUGAUCUUUGUUGCUAGACGCAACGUGUCUUUGAAACUAUGGAUCCAACAACAGUACAUUGCUCAAUACCAUUGAUCGGAGACUCGAAAAUGGAGACAAGACUCACUCUUGCGUUUACGAUAGCGUUUACAGACACACGACUCAUGAUAUUAUUCACUUGUAGACGAGUGAUGCCGUUCUAGUUUCUCGUAACGACGGUGUAUACUUUGUAAAAGGAUGCAGAAUGAAAUCAGCAUUUUUCCUUCAGGUUAAAAAUUACCAGAAAUGGGUCUCGAAGCCGCACGAGAAGAGAGGAACUCUGGAUAAUCAUUUCAAGCAUGCAUGAGCGCGAAUAAGAAGGAAUGAAUGAGAAAAGGAGCUAUGUACACAAAACCAGCGUUAAGAAAUUCCUAAGAACAUCCAGAUAGAAAGCUUUGCAAGAAUUCGUGUUUGAAUUGGAAACAUCUUUUCUUAAACGUAGUAAUGUAUCUUUAAUUUGAGAAAUUGGCCUCCUGAAAAGCUCACUUGCUCGCUUUGCAAUUCGUUGCAGAAUCCAGGUUUGAAUCUGGAAACAUCGAUUCUUUUUUAAAUACAAACACCAGUCAGUUUAAAUGAACCUCUUACUUCUGGAUUUUGAAACAUUAGAAUUGAUAUCUUCUUGAAAAGCUUGAACAAGUUAGGAAAACAAACAAGCGUGCCAUUUUGUUUCCUAACUGAGGAAGAACGCUGGAGGAAGUUUGUCGAUGGUUGAAUGCGAAAGAAAGAAAGGGUGAGAGCGAGCCUUAGAGAUAAAUCUUAACGUACAUAACAUAAACAACACACAACUGCCUAGAAACUCAGAUUAAUAAUAUUAUAACUUACUAUAUUAUAUACAAUUACGACCGACAUGUCCAAACGCACAAAGGGGCAAGUUUGGCAAGAGACAGCAUGUAAAUAGAAUUGUAAUCCACGUGUAUAUAACGGGGCGAUCGGAAGCGUCACUUUCAGAUUUUUCACUUCACUCCUCGAAAGCAUACUUCUGACCAUUUACGACGAAGGAAGAGAUUAGUAGCUGAAGUAUUAAAGGGAUAAGUGGAUGAA
Messenger RNA from Hylaeus volcanicus, 5361 nucleotides. RefSeq lists its product as uncharacterized. The coding region runs from base 367 to 1308 and encodes 313 amino acids. Gene Ontology annotation, biological process: proteolysis. The record is from RefSeq and is a predicted model, not a curated record. NCBI's taxonomy places the organism in Eukaryota, Metazoa, Arthropoda, Insecta, Hymenoptera, Colletidae. Gene Ontology annotation, molecular function: metallodipeptidase activity. The transcript has 7 exons.